Molecule: messenger RNA, 1125 nt
Organism: Acanthamoeba castellanii str. Neff
Lineage: Eukaryota; Discosea; Longamoebia; Acanthamoebidae
Product: din-acetylchitobiase 2, putative
Exons: 9
Coding region: 1-1125 (374 amino acids)
Biological process (GO): carbohydrate metabolic process; chitin catabolic process
Cellular component (GO): extracellular region
Molecular function (GO): chitinase activity; chitin binding
Source: RefSeq, a predicted model, not a curated record
AUGAUGGCACGGCAGCUGAGCUGGUCGAUGGUUGGGGUUCUACUACUGGUGGUGGUGGUAGUGUGCAGCACGGCGGUGGCCGACGGCGCCAAGUGCCCGUGCAGCGAUGCCACACUGUGCGAGAGGGUGCAGGUGCCGCCCCGCAAGGAGGUCUUCGCCUUCAUGGUCGACAACUCCUUCGCCAACUGGAGAGGGUAUGACUGGGCCUUGGUCACCACCGUCGCGCUCUUUACCGACUCGGUGAAUCCCGAAUUCCUGUGCCACGCCCACUCCAAGAAGGUCCGGGUCGUGUGGGGCGCGGCCUUUCCCGUCUCCAACCUCACCAACGCAGAGCAGAGGAAGCAGUGGGUGAAGGCGCAGGCGGCGCGGGUGAGGGACACGUUCACGGACGGCAUCAAUGUCGACAUCGAGGACGCCCUCAAGGCCGACCAGCCGCAGGAGCGGAAGCUGCUCACGGUGCUCAUGCACGAGCUCAAGGGGGAGCUCGACCGCCAGGUCCCGAAUCACCAGCUCACCUUCGACGUCGCCUGGAGCCCCCAGCUGUGCGGUUGUGAUCUGCAGGGCCUGGCCGACUUCACGGACUUCCUGUUCGUGAUGGCGUACGACAUGCAGAGCCAGAUUCCGGCUUCCAAGUGCAUCGCCGGGGCCAACUCUGGCUACCCGCGCGCCGAAGAGGGACUCAGACAGUACCUCAAGCUGGGCAUCAAGCCCGAGCAGCUCGUGCUGGGUCUCCCCUGGUAUGGGCGCGACUACCCGUGCAUCAACCCCGCGAACCUCACCGUCUGCCCGAUCCAGCCGGUCCCCUUCCGCGGCGCUCCCUGCAGUGAUGCCGUCGCCCCCGAGCUUGAUUACCACGUCGUGGAGCGUCUCCUGAGCAGCUCUCAGGCCAUCACCAAGAGACAGUGGGACGCUGCGGCCAAGUCGCCCUGGUUCGACUACAGGACCAGCCAGGGCCACAUCCACCAGCUCUGGUACGACGAUGUGGAGAGUCUCACCCUCAAGUGCGAGCUGGCCAAGUCGCUGCACAUCCGCGGUGUGGGUGUCUGGGAGGCUGACGCCCUGGACUACACCAACCACUCCCAGGCUCAGCAGAUGUGGGGCACCUUCCGUUCCUUCCUCCACUAA